Molecule: messenger RNA, 3699 nt
Organism: Fonsecaea erecta
Lineage: Eukaryota; Fungi; Ascomycota; Eurotiomycetes; Chaetothyriales; Herpotrichiellaceae
Exons: 1
Coding region: 1-3699 (1232 amino acids)
Biological process (GO): sister chromatid cohesion
Cellular component (GO): chromatin; cohesin complex; nucleus
Molecular function (GO): chromatin binding
Source: RefSeq, a predicted model, not a curated record
AUGGAGGCCGCCGACACCGUACUGACUAGCUCACCAGAAUCCCGUCGCAGGUCCGGCAGAGUGGUGCGCAAACCAGAAUCCUUCUCGCAAAACCAGCACGGCGCCAGCGUGCUCAAAAAUGGUGCCGGCAAAAGAAAAAGAGCAGCCGAACCAACCCAUGGAGAAGAAGAUGAUGAAGACAACGAGUCCGUGGAAGACAGGGAAGACGAGGAAGAAGAAGAUGAAGAAGAAGAAGAUGAUGAGACCGAGUCCGACGAGGACGACGGUGAGCCGGACGAAGAGGAAAUAAAAGCCCAACGACGGGCGCAGAGAGCAAAAGCAGCGGCUGCAAAACCUGCAGCCAAACGCGCAAAAACAACCCCUGGACUCAGCACGACUCUCGCCAUUCGGUCAGCAAAUACUCAGAGUCAACCUGCAGCAAGAGCCUCAAAAUCUAGAAAAGCUCGCGCUCGACCCAGCCAGGCGCAUCGACAAGGACUUUACGCCGAAGUAUUUGACAGGGGACAGUCGCCCGAGGACACCGCUGCUGCGUGGUUUGAGGAGGUGCAGAAGGACAGCGUCAGAGCGUUGCGAGACCUGGUCAACUUUGUCCUCCAGUGCAUCGGCUGCAACUCGAAAGUAGAGGAACAGGACAUUGCAGAUCUGGACUCUGUCCCGAGCAAACUAGGCGAUAUUCUGCAAGAAUACGAACAGCAAAAGCCCACGGACUACCCACUGAUCUCGAAGCAGAAACAUUAUGCAGGAUUUCAGAAUGUCCUGGAAGAAUUCUUCAAGGCCAUCAUCAAGGUACUGCAUACGUCCUCCGCCUUCUAUGACCAAACCGAAAUAUACGACAAUAUCUACGUCUGGGUUGCGACGAUGUCAGGUGCAAACUACAGGUCCUUUCGACAUACCGCGACUAUAAUUUCCUUGGCUAUGAGCACCGCCCUUUGCGACGUGGCGAAGGAGCUGCAGGAUACCAUGGCAACAUUAAAGGCACAACUUGACGCCGAAAAAAGGAAGAAGAACCCUAACAAAGCCCGGAUCAAGACUAUUGAGGAGAGCCAGAGAGCUGCCGAGAGUAAGCUUGACGCUAUUGACACUCAGUUGCGAGACGCCUUUGAGACCGUCUACGUCCAUAGGUAUCGAGAUCAAGACGAGAAAACCCGCGCUCCCUGUGUGGCGGCUCUGGGCAACUGGAUUGUGCUCUACCGCAAGAUGUUUCUCGAAGGUCACUACUUGCGAUAUCUAGGCUGGGUCAUGAGCGACACGAGUGCCAAUACCAGACUGGAGGAUAUCAAACAACUGAAGAGGUUAUUCAGCAACAAGAACAACAUUGCCGCUCUGAGGGCCUUCACCGAUCGAUUUCGGACCAGGUUGGUGGAAAUGGGCGCGAAGGAUGCCGACAUCAACGUAAGGGUAGAGGCUAUAGAGCUGCUUGACCGACUCCGGGAUGCAGAGCUGCUGGAACCCGAUGACAUCGAUGAGAUUGGGCGAUUGAUCUUCGACAGUGAACCUCGGAUCAGAAAAGCGGUGGCUAAGUUUUUUGUCGCCAACAUUGAAGACCUUUACCGUGCCACGAUUGAGGAUUUCGAUGAGAGUCAGUACGAUGCCGCGCUGCCGGACACAGAAGAUGUGGAAGACUUUUUGGUUCCCACUCGAUCUUGGAUCAAGUUCAAGUGUUUGGGCUCGGUCCUUGCUGGCUACGACAACGAUGAAGAAUCGACGGAUGCGACGACUGUUCAACCUUUGCCCGUGAAUUCGAUUUCGGAUUCUCGCUAUACCCUCGCUACACAGUCAAUCUUCCCUCAUAUGGCAGAACUGCACCACUGGGAAAAUUUGGCAGGCUAUCUUCUCUAUGAUCACACCUCCAUCCCAUCGGAGGGCGACGAUGAUGACAUCGACUUCCAGGUUCAGCAAGCAUACAAGCUAGGUGCGGGCGAAGAUACCAUCCUGCUGGACGUUCUGCAUGCAGCCUUCAAGUCAUAUUUGCGGUCGAUACAAGAACCAGCAGGAGGACGGAAACCUAAUCUCACAAAAGUACAGAUUCGAGAGAAGCAAGAAUCGGCAGCGCAGAAUCUCACAGCCCUGCUGCCUCGAUUGAUGAGUAAAUUUGGCAGUACGCCACACACCGCGUCAUCAAUCCUCCGCAUUGAACAGCUGCUUGAUAUCAGCUUGAUCAAUGAGCUACAGAGCGGCGAAACCAGCUACUCUGCAAUCCUUGACGACGUCGCCAAGCAGUUUGUGUCGCACUCGGACAAGCAGGUUCUUGCAACCGCUAGUGCGGCUCUCCGGAAUGCUCUAAGCUACGAACCGAGUAGAGAGGCAGCCAAUGCGAAAGUUCAGGAGAUCUGGACUGAAUCCGUCGCAACCCUGGCAAAUCUUCUUGAUGGCGAGGAUGUCGGGACACGAGGUCUGCUGGACAAACCUUCACUUGUGGAGGUUGUGAAUAUCGUCGUUCGCCUGGCUGAGCUAGCAGGUGUACGUGACUGCAGCCAUGUGGUUGAAAGUAAAUUGCCCACGAGGUCAUCAAGAAAACGGAAAGGCAACACAGGCGGGCCCCGGACUCUGCUCAGCCUACUAUUGCAGCUCUUGCAUCGGGGCGUACCCGACCAAGACACCACCGCUGCUUUUGCUGAGCUUGAAGAUCAAUUAUGCAGUGCUGUUAUCGAGCUGGUCUCGCGCUAUUUCCGUUGGAAAGUGGUUGGGAUCAAAAAGGCAAUAAACGCCAACGAAGAGGCGCAACUGUCCACCGCAUCAUUGACAGAUCUGGCCGCGACGCGGACAGUGUUCGUGGACAACAUCGCUCCAGUGAUUCAAGUGCGCAAGCCUCUUGACCUAGUGCGAUACCAAGCUAUCCUAAGUGUGCUGGAACUCUUCGCACUCUUCGCCACGAUAAGAAAUAUCAGACCCGAGAAAGGUAACCUGAAUGAUGACAUAGAGCGGAAGCUGCGUGGUUUGAACGCUUUCGUCCCAGACGAUAUUAUCAAGGAAGUUAUGAUCACGCACGAAAAGAUGGAGCAGUCAUUUGCGAAGAAGACGCGUCGAAAGAUUGAGUCUGUCAGCGAGAAGGGAAAAUCAAACGAUCCAACCGCAAGGAUUGACGAUGAUGACGAUAUUGAAAAGCCGCCUGAGGAUUCGGAUGACGAACGAGACGGUUCCGAUGACGAAGAGGACGAGGUAGAUGAAGACGAGGAGGGAACACAAGGCAAGAGUGCGAAGAAACAAGCAGCCCUCCUGGCAGAACACAAUCUCUGCGAAUUGACCAGCAAAAUUGUUUUUAACCUUGUGGGCGGUACGAUUAAGGACGACAAGAUCGUUAAGGCACGGCUAAUACUGAACCGUACAAAGUUGGGCAAGAACUACUCUGCGUUGCUGGGUUAUUUGGAUGAAAAGAAGAAGCCACCGCGGAGAAAAGGAGGAAAGGAGCUUUCGGAAAAGGAGAAGAGCGGCAAGAAAGGAGACCAAGGGAGAGACAGAGCUGGCAAGCCAGCAAUCUCGAAAGAAAUCGUGCUCGAGGACGAUGACAUUGAGGACGAUUCUGAUGCUCCUCCCGAGGAACAGCAUGAAGAUGAGGCGCAGCGACAGCGCGAGCUACUGGAAGACGGGAUUGAGGAUCGUGGCAAUGAAGACGAUGACGAUGACGGUGCUGGAAACGAGCAAGGAGGUCAGCUGGAGGGUGAAAGCGGCGGCGACGACGACGAGAUCAUGGGCGAUUAA